Molecule: messenger RNA, 661 nt
Organism: Camelina sativa (false flax)
Lineage: Eukaryota; Viridiplantae; Streptophyta; Magnoliopsida; Brassicales; Brassicaceae
Source: RefSeq, a predicted model, not a curated record
UCUGAGAUCGCUGACGUUAGGUCAGCUCUCGGCGAGCAUCAAAAGAUCCGUCGUAACCUGAGGAUUGUUAGCCAUCGGUUCAGGAGGUUCAUUCUUUUGUCUUUGGUUCUUGUUACUGCUACUCAGUUCAUGGCUUUGCUUACCACUACGAGAGCUAGUAUUGCUGUUAAUAUAUAUGAAGUUGGCGAGCUCGCGUUAUGUUCGUUGAGUUUGGUUACAGGAGUAUUCAUAUGUUUGAGAAGUGCAACGAAGAUAACUCACAAGGCUCAAUCCGUAACCAGCCUUGCAGCUAAAUGGAACGUUUGCGCAACAGUUGACUCGUUUGACCAUCUUGAUGGGGAACCUCCCACUGGUUCCAUGAUUGAAUCCCAAAUUUCCCCAUGUGGCAUUAAUUCGAUGGAUACAUCUGAUGAUGAAGAAGGAGAAGGAGACGAUGAUCUUGAUAAUACCAAGAUACAUCCCAUCUACGCUAAUACAAUUUCUUACCAAAAACGUCAAGCUCUAGUGACGUAUCUAGAGAACAAUAAAGCUGGGAUCACUGUGUAUGGAUUCCUAGUAGAUAGAUCAUGGUUGCAUACGAUAUUCGGAAUUGAACUCGCUCUUCUACUAUGGUUGCUCAAUAAAACGAUCGUGAAUAUACCAUGAACCAAAGUAUUUGGUA